UUUACCCAAAUUUCACCGACGGGGGGGCGGGGGCGGUGAAAAGCUGGAAUUGCCCGUGGAUGCCGCAGACAUGGUGGUGCCGGAGUUUGCCGGCCUGUCGGACGGAGGCCGAGGCGAUGUGGAUGAAAUGGAGGAGCAGAGGCUCAAAAACAACAUGGCCGUCAAACGCAGCCGCAUGAAGAGCCGGCAAAAGAUGAGCCAGAUGGUGGACAGGUGCGGAAAGCUUCGGAAGGAGAACAACCUGCUGGAGCUGAAGGCGGACGCGCUCCUGAAGGAGCUCUCCUUCCUCAAGGAGAUGUUCCUCACCCAUGCCAGUGGUAAGAAGGACGCGCCCAUCAGCCAGGCGGACAUGGAUCGGAUCAUGUCUGACGACCUGCCCGGUCCCGAGCUGCCCGAGCCACUGCUGCUGGAGCAGACGGACUCGAGCGCCGAGGACGACCAGCUCAGGGCGACCCGGCUGCGGGAGGGUGAGCGGCUGUGGCUGCGCGGCGUUACAUCGCCAUAGCGGCCGCCGCCGCCGCCGCCCCGCCUCGGCCGGGCACCCCGUCUAAUGACAAACCAUUUUGAAGUGUGUUGAGCGGGCGGCGGAGGCGGCGGCGGCCCCGGCGCGGCGAUGGUCGCUGCGAGUCGCCGGCGACUGCGCCGCCCUCUCCGUGUUGUGUGAGCUGGAGCCGACAGGCCCGUCGCCGGGGACGCCUCGAGUCGCCACCGGUUCAGCCUAGCCGCUGGCUCGGCGCCCCGGACGGGCUUCGGCGAACAAGCAAUCGAUGCUGGCGCUACCACCUCCGGCCCGCAUUCCGAAGGCGUUAGCGACGCGCGCAGUUGGAGAUCCGUACUGCCGUCACUUGCGAGUGUUAGCCGCGAUUUGGUUGUGUUAUUCGGAAGCCACGAUAUGAUUAUUCAGAGACCACGUUUUUAGUUUUCAUUGUCGUUUGGGCAUGUGGGGGGCGUUGGGAUGCGCUGCCGCUCUGACCAGGUUCAAAUUAUCCGUGUGCGUGGGUCGGGAGUCUGGCACCGCGCCGAACAGCGCUCUCUGGCCUGCCAUCAACGUAGCUAGACGUAUAUUUGGUUAUGGAGGCGUAGCUGAACAGCGUCACAUAUUGAUACGGUUGGUCUUGUUACGACACGGCACGUUAGUUCUUUGGCGUGUUUCACCGUGCGACUGCCGUGCUAGUGUGCGGGUCAACCUAUGGAGCUCGAGUGCCGGUUAGUGUCGUCGGUUCGCCGAAUGUUACACUCUACCGGAGACUCCGGGUGUGAGAGGACCAUCUACCGCCUGGUGAUGCUGAAUGCUACACUCUACCGGGGUCUGAUGCAUGUUAGGGCUGCGUUUUGUUCGGUUAUGCCGAUUGCUACACUCGCCCGGAGUGUCUGAUGUAUGCGAGAGUUGCGUGGUAAGCUGAUACCAAAUGGUACACCCUACUUGGGUGCCUGAUGAAUGCGAGACUGCUUGCCUGUUGGGUGAUGCCGAAUGCUACUCUGCCGCGACUGUGAAUGUGAAGGGACAGCCCGUGCCGAGGAAGUUCACUGCAUACCUGAGCUACAAGCCCGGUGUUCACUACAUGCAGUGACUUCCUGACUGCCUCCGUUCCCUGGCAACUGGAGAUAACUUUGCCUGCGCAUAGAACGACUCUUGUCUUUAUCCAGAAAGAGCAUGUGCGACCACACCGGUAAACAGUUCACUUCUCUCCUUCGAAUAUUGACUAUGUAUGUCGUGUAGGUUUUAGGGCUCUCCAUUUAAAUGAAACCUGUAUUACCUUAUAUCAGAAUGACAGCAUAAGCUGUCCAACUUAUUUCUCAAGCUGUUUGUGUUUUAUUUUCGUUUCGUUCUUUCCUUGAGUAGUGUCGCCGCGGCUUUAGACCUUGUCUCACCGUUGGUGACUGACCCUUACCUGGUCGGCUGGAUCAUCCCGAUGUGACACCGUACCUGAUUUGUGUGAGUGUGAAAGCUGGGCCGCUGAAACCGCGAACCGCAUAUGCACUGGCGGAUGUGUAAGGAAUAAAGUGGCACCAGUUACAGGA
Amphibalanus amphitrite is the source of this 2022-nucleotide messenger RNA. RefSeq names its product CCAAT/enhancer-binding protein 2-like. Lineage: Eukaryota; Metazoa; Arthropoda; Thecostraca; Balanomorpha; Balanidae. The transcript is spliced from 4 exons. Bases 71 to 505 code for a protein of 144 amino acids. Gene Ontology annotation, molecular function: RNA polymerase II cis-regulatory region sequence-specific DNA binding; DNA-binding transcription factor activity, RNA polymerase II-specific. Gene Ontology annotation, biological process: DNA-templated transcription; regulation of transcription by RNA polymerase II. The record is from RefSeq and is a predicted model, not a curated record.